AUGCGACGGAGCAAGCCCUUCAAUGAGCCCAAACCCUUGUUUGUCUCAUCAAAAAGCACCGAAGACCAUGAGAACCAACCACCAUCCAACUCAUGGAUUGAGCAUCUUCUAUUUGCCCUACUCAUUGUCCCUUUAACACUGAGCAUUCUUCUGGUAUAUAGCGAUGCCUCUAGCUGGCAUCUUCCAGACCAUUUAUAUGUGUUUGUGAAUACAAAUCGAACAUCUGUCCAGACAGCAGUCCAGAUUUUCGGUGCUAUCCUAGCAGCCAUCGAGGUCUUCGCACUCUGUCGCCUAAUCAACUUGACAACUCGCAUUCGAUUUACACAAAGUCCAGUCUCUCUGAAUGUACUUGGGUUCUGGUCAUCACUAUCAACUCCCACAAACAACUUCUCUCUACCUUUCUGGAUGAUUGUCAUUACCGUGCUUUUCGGCAAUGUGUCCGCUGUCAUAUCAGCAUUAUGGACUGGUGCUUUGACACCCGCAGAUACUAUCGGCACCCAACCCUUCUCCCUACUCGUUCCAGAUUGGACCAACAUAAGUUUAAUCAAAGAAUACCCUGCGGAGAUCGACAAGACUGGGUUAUCAAUUCGCGAGACAAAGGGCUACUUCACGUACUCAGUGGGCGUGGCCUUACUGGGCUCACUUCUAUCCUCCGUGAACUCCGCCUCCCCAAUCAACGGCGGCAUUCGCAACCACCCCAAACUAGACAACACCCGAUACAAUUAUCACGGCCGGUCUUACGGGGUUGGCGCAAGUGCCGGUCUCUCCGACGAUAGUCUCGUCGCCAUACCCCACGCGAGGAACUAUACCUUUAACGAAACCGGCCUCGACGCGUCAGUCGACUGCAUAUACAAUACCAGCUCGAUGUUUGUAUUUCAACUCCUUCCACAAACCGCUCUCUACGCAGUUCGCGGGUUCCUUCCCGACAGCAACCUCAGCGCACCCGAAUACUCAGUCUACAUUGGUCGCAGCGAAGAACCAAUCGUUGCGGUGGGAGUGGCGGCGCAACCAACCGAGUACAGUGCCAAGCGUUACAUGGCCAUCGUCGCAGGGAGUUACUACAAUAAUUUGAAUCAGAUCCAAUGUGCCGUCACAUUCAAGCCGGCAAUGUUCAACGUCUCGGUCGAUAUCCUAGGACGGAACAUCAGCGUUAACAAAAUCAAUGCGUCUGAAACAUCAGUGGGCCCGGUCCUUGAUAUCGACCCCCAUCACAACAUAACCCACAUUGUCAUGCGACAACUCGAACUCAUCUCCAAUGAUCUAACGAGUUUCUAUCGCUCGACGCUCGGCGACGCCUUCAAUGCCAGCAUUAGUGAUUAUCGCACUUCUGUCACCGGUGAGAAUAUAUCAGAGACGCAGAUCGUGAAGAAGGGAAUGGAGAACGCAGUUACAUCCUUGGUCGACGAUAUGCUAGUUGCAUAUGCCUCGGCUCAAUUGGUGGUUGGUGAAUUCGAGAAAUCCACACCCGUAGUGGUCCAAGUCUCUGCUCUGCGGGUCGGAUCGCAGGCCUAUAUUAUUACCAGUGCGAUGAUCACAGGUUUGAUUGCACUUCUGGUCAUCGGGGAGGGCAUUCGGAUGCGAUGGUGGAAGGAUCUUCCGCCUUUCGACUAUCAGGAUAAUCGAGCAUUGAUUCUGGGUGCGUCUAGGGGCGGGAAGGGCGUUGCUGAAUAUGUUGAGCAGGUAAAAUGUAAGGAUCUUGGUAGGGUUCCGGUGAUUUGGAGGAAGGGUCAGGGAUCAUGGGAUCAUGGGGAAAUUGUUUUCCAGCCCAUGCUAGAUGACCCAGAAGAUGAGAUUGAGGAUACAAGAUCAGAAAGGACUUCGGUCGCUUGGAUAUGA
Penicillium expansum is the source of this 1836-nucleotide messenger RNA. RefSeq lists its product as uncharacterized. The record is from RefSeq and is a predicted model, not a curated record. The transcript has a single exon. Bases 1 to 1836 code for a protein of 611 amino acids. NCBI's taxonomy places the organism in Eukaryota, Fungi, Ascomycota, Eurotiomycetes, Eurotiales, Aspergillaceae.